UAGAAAUGAACGGCGAUCAUUCAUAAUAGUCCGUCAUUAGACUAUCUUGUUCCUUACCGUCAUGGUAAAGAAAGACUAAGGAAAUUUUCUUCGAAAGAAAACGUUCACUAAAUCGAUUUUUAAAAAUAGUGGCCGAUUAAUCGGUUAUCAGUUUUUCCACCACCUUAGUUAUCGUAUAGGCAAAAUCCAAUAUCGGUAGACCUCUAAUUUCCAUUACUGUAUUAUGAUAAUAAUAAUAAUGAUAUUUUCACAUUAGAGUGUAUAGUGAGAAUUUGGUACACUGAAACCCCUAAUAACUUGACUUUACUAAACUGAGUAAACUUGUUCCCUUAAUUGAAUUGAGUAAUGGCGUCUCCAAAACUUGUGUAAUUAAGUUCACUUAGUGUUCAUAUAGAAUUAACAGUAAGUGUUAAAGUUAAGGUAACUAGAUGCAAGUAGACUUAACUCAGAUUUGCUAUUUAAAUAUUGUUUUAUUUAAUAGUGAACUGAUUCAAAUUUAGAUUCUACAAUAACACAGCUCAAAUAAAGAAGAUUAUAACUGAUUCUAAGUCAGUCAUUAAACUUAAUUCUCCUUAGAAAUGCAUAUAUACCUGUACUUCAGUCGCAAGGUGAACUGAUAUAGAAAUAACAGGGUCCAAAUUGACCAAAGGGUACACAGAUCAUCCUAAUGGUGUCAUCACACGAAACAACUAUUUGCGACAAAACAACAUAAAUAAUACUACAAAAGAGCUACAACCUCUAUGAAUUCUUAACUAUUUAAAUGCGCCCAUAAGUUCCCUUUGACCGAGGAAACAUAAUUAAAACAUUCAAGUGCAAGGGAUUAUGGGUAUUCCCAACUGCCUCAAUUUUGUACUCAAUCAUUUGAGUUAUCACUUAAGAUCUUAAGUCUAGAACAUAGAUAUUUGAGUUCUGAGUCCAAAACUUGACAUUUAAAUUACUGUUUAAUUAAGACCGCUUUUUCCAGUAAUGACAACAUUGGGGUUUACAGUUUAGGAAAAUGUGCUUACUGGUAAUUGACAGGAAAAUAAUGUCACAAUGCAUACAAUUUUAAUUGUCGUAAAAAUAAGUCUUCAUUUUCUGAAUGCAAAAUAUAGGGUGAAAUAUGACCCAGACAUGUCUUGUUGAGAUUUUCCCAAACUAAACAUGCAAAAUCAUGCUAACGUAAACAAAAGGUUUUCAAUUAAUGUAAUUGUAUUGUUUGAUUCUCCCCUGUUCAGUCGUAUGCCCAAGUGUAAAAUAUCUUGCGUGUAAUCAUUUUUAAUGGGGCUGUUGCAGAGUCCCAAGUUAAAUUAAGCAGGCACCUCCGGAGAUCAUUUACCAACCACACCUGGGUUUGUGUUGUCCAUGUACAUGCUUACAGCUAGAUUAUUUGCAUGUGAGCAAACAUUACGUCCAGUCUGGGGGGAAUUACUGCCAUAUGCAAAGAUCUGAAAUUCUCCAAGUCUUGCUUAGUUUACAGCUUCAUCAGAAUCAUGGACAACUCCACAAAGUGCUGCGCUUUCGACGCACCCAUCUUGGACCAAGUCCUACCGCCGAUUCUGUUCACGGAAUUCAUUUUUGGCCUAAUGGGAAACUUCCUCGCCCUCUCGAUGUUCUUCUUCCAUAUGGACAGCUGGAAGCCCAAUUCUGUUUACCUCGCUCACCUGGCUGUGGCAGACUCGGUGGUCCUUUUCUGCCUGCCGUUCAGGGCCGACUACUACCGUAGGGGCAAGGACUGGAUCUAUGGAGAUGCUUUUUGCCGCAUUUUACUGUUUCUCUUGGCUGCCAACAGGGCUGCGGGCAUAUUCUUCCUAACUGCCGUUGCCGUGGACCGUUACCUGAAGAUCGUACACCCCCUCAACCGCAUCAACCGAGUGGGUCUGCGCUACGCCCUCUGGGUCUCUCUUCUUCUAUGGGGUCUUAUCAUAGCCAUGACCGUCUACCUUCUAACAGACAAACAUUUCUACUUUCAAAACAACCGCACCCAGUGUGAGAGCUUUAAUAUUUGCAUGGGGCAUAAUUCACUGUCGGACUGGCACAAUGCAUUCUAUGUAAUCCAAUUCUUUUUGCCAACAGGCAUUGUUAUCUAUUGCACUACUUGUAUUACAUGGCAGUUGAAGAGUAAGACCGUGGACACUCAGGGAAAAAUCAAGAGGGCCGUCAAGUUUGUCUUGGCAGUGGCGCUGGUUUUUAUUGUUUGUUUCUUCCCCAGUAACGUCUCUCGUAUCGCCGUGUGGAUUCUGAAGGCCUGGUAUAGCGAGUGCCACUAUUUCCGUGAUGCAAAUGUGGCUUUUUACACUACCGUCUGCUUUACCUACUUCAACAGUGUGCUAAACCCCCUUGUUUAUUAUUUUUCAAGCCCUGCGUUCAGUGGGACUUUCAGGAAACUUUAUAUGAAACUUCUAGGAAAGAAAAUGGAUGAGGAAGAUGCUGAGAAGAAUCAUAGUUCUGUUACAGUAACUAGUGUCUCAGACAUGUAGACAAGUGAAGUCAUUAUAUAAUAUAUUUUAAGCAUUAAGAUGUAAAUCAUAGCUGUCAAUGCAUAUUGAUAUAUAUAACACUUCUAUUUGUGACCUCUUGAAGUAACCUUAAACAAACUGAAUUACAAAAAGCAGUAAGUCUCAUUACAAAAGGCUACUAAUCAGCAUGCUUUGGUUUUAUAUAUUUAUCUAUACUCUUAUUUAAAGCACUGUUGCGAUACAUUUCCAAAAUUAAUGGCCUAUAUUGCCCUGUCUGUUUGGAUUGGAGUACCAACUUCAGAGCUCCAUAAAUAAUGAUUGCAUUUGUGUUGCCUUUUCAGUAAAAAUAACUAUUUGCAAUAACCCCAAAAAUCUUGGAACCUCCACAGAUCUACUAACACUAAGUUAAUAAAUGUCUUCAAUAGUC
Molecule: messenger RNA, 2865 nt
Organism: Myxocyprinus asiaticus (Chinese sucker)
Lineage: Eukaryota; Metazoa; Chordata; Actinopteri; Cypriniformes; Catostomidae
Product: hydroxycarboxylic acid receptor 2-like
Exons: 1
Coding region: 1473-2459 (328 amino acids)
Biological process (GO): G protein-coupled receptor signaling pathway
Cellular component (GO): membrane
Molecular function (GO): G protein-coupled receptor activity
Source: RefSeq, a predicted model, not a curated record